Penicillium subrubescens is the source of this 189-nucleotide messenger RNA. RefSeq lists its product as uncharacterized. The transcript has a single exon. The record is from RefSeq and is a predicted model, not a curated record. Bases 1 to 189 code for a protein of 62 amino acids. NCBI's taxonomy places the organism in Eukaryota, Fungi, Ascomycota, Eurotiomycetes, Eurotiales, Aspergillaceae.
AUGCCAGGCACAGGCACAGGAAGCGGCGCAGGCACUGUGACAGGCCCACGACAAGACAACAAAGGGCAGCGAUCGUGUUUCAGACUGGCAUCCAGCGGUAUUCUACCAGAGCAUGCACGAAUGCGCAAGCAGAUCGUGGGUAUCAAUCGCAAUGCCAAGCGCGCGAGGGUUGAUCUUUUUGUUGUCUGA